AUGAGUAACUGUUCAUCUCCGACCCCAUGGUCCCCGGAAUUUACGGAUGACGGUUCAAUUCAAUUCCCCGUUCUCGAUCGUUUGGGUCCCGAGGAUAAUAAUGCCGGACCGUACUCUUCCUCCGGGCGAACAUCUACCACAUCUACCUCCGUGGGGAUUCGUACUCCGGCCCAACCGCGAAGUCACCGAUGCAUGGGGACAAACGGACCAAAUACGGACUCACAUUCAUCGUCAGCCGGAAAAGCCGACACGGUGCUGAGCAGUAUCAAAUCCGUGUUCAGUCGAUGGCUGGAAAAUGUGCGGGCAAAAAAUAGCACAGCGAGUGGGACUGCACAAACUGCCCGACACCGUUCCAGUGUUACGGCGAGCAGUAGUUCAUCAUCCUUGCGGAAUCCGUGUAAACCAACUAGUCAUCGAAGCUCAAAGGCAUCUCUGAUCAACUUGUCUGGAACUCCACCGCCGUCUAAUUCACCUGAACCCAGACCGGUUCCCAAUUCAUCAUCAACCGCCCCCGAAGCCGAACGACUUGCCCUGGCUGUGACUGUGGCCACUGCUCGCGAGGCAGAAAUCGAGGCCGCUGAACGUCGAAGGCGUCAGAACUCCUCCACCGUGCACUCACCUACUCCAUCCUCAUCUCGCUUAGCUCCACUCCAUUUGAACACCCAACGAAGUUGGAAUCGAACGCAGUUCAGUGGCUCAAACACCCCGAUGUCAAACGCAUUGUGCGAAAGUGAUGGUCUGUUCCAUUCCAGUUCAAUAAAAUCCUGUCUCAGUCAUACCCAAUCGGGAACGAACCCAUCGUCCGUGAACCAUGAAGCAGGACUUCUCAGAUUAUCUUCCAACUCCAGCACACAUUAUCGGAACGCACGAAGUAUCCCAAAUCACUACACUACGACAUCUGGUUCAACUUCGACUUCCGUUACCAGUAAUCCAUUCGACUCCAAACCCAUUGCAAUGCAAGGACAUUUUUCACCGCUAGUUAUUCCCAAAUCGAUGUCUGAUCAUACGGGUCCUUUUAUUGCAAACUCAUGUAUCAUGGGUUCGGAAUUUCGGCACUCUUCGAACUCUAAACUCGACAAUCAUUAUGACAGCUCCAAUUCCGGCGUACCGCAUCCAUCUGACGAAACUUCUCUUCCUCCCCAACAAUCGGACUAUGGAAGAUCAUUCAAUUCCCAAUAUAGAUACUCGCCGGAACCGUGGAUAACACAGUACAAUCAUCCAAGCCUUCAUAAAUGCUGGCACUUGACACCAAAUAGUCACCUAUGUGUACCGGGUGUUGUACAGUAUCGACAACGGAACAGUGUGGGUGUAUUUUCCGGUGUGUCCGCAAUGCUACAAGCUGCCGAGAUGGCAAAUCACCGGAUUUGUCGUAUACAAUCGGGUCAAAUUUCCGGUUUGCGUCGAACUCGAUCGGUCCCCAUUCUGAAUGAGAUUGUCUCGUUCUGUGAUUUCGCAAAUCGAUUCAGUCAGUUUGAUUGGUGUCCACCCACAGAGCUGUUCGAUCCAGAAAGGUACUUUGAUCACUGA
This is a messenger RNA of Echinostoma caproni, 1527 nucleotides long. Lineage: Eukaryota; Metazoa; Platyhelminthes; Trematoda; Plagiorchiida; Echinostomatidae. The record is from the annotation of a GenBank genome assembly.